This is a messenger RNA of Coregonus sp. 'balchen', 16496 nucleotides long. The record is from the annotation of a GenBank genome assembly. Lineage: Eukaryota; Metazoa; Chordata; Actinopteri; Salmoniformes; Salmonidae.
AUGCCAGAGCGUGCCUGCUCAGGACUUGGUAAGAACCCAUUCGUUACAGGCCAUUUGUGUUUUAUAUUGGAAUACGCAGUUUUUUUUUUACAGAACGUUGGCAGCCAAUACUUUAAAAAAAUGUUUGAUUGUGGACCGGCGAGCUGUCAAAAGAUUUGUAGUUCAUGCCUGUAGAUCUAAUGAAACAGAUUAAACUUUUCGACUUCGUACUACUUCUUGGCCGUCAAAUAUGGCAAAUGUUAAGUUAAUUCACUUGAAAACACGUUUAAACAAUUUAAUAUAUACAGUGGGGAGAACAAGUAAUAAUAAUAAUAUGCCAUUUAGCAGACGCUUUUAUCCAAAGCGACUUACAGUCAUAUUUGAUACACUGCCGAUUUUGCAGGUUUUCCUACUUACAAAGCAUGUAGAGGUCUGUAAUUUUUAUCAUAGGUACACUUCAAUCACAUUGUAUGAUUUUUAAGUAAUUAAUUUGCAUUUUAUUGUAUGACAUAAGUAUUUGAUCACCUACCAACCAGUAAGAAUUCCGGCUCUCACAGACCUGUUAGUUUUUCUUUAAGAAGCCCUCCUGUUCUCCACUCAUUACCUGUAUUAACUGCACCUGUUUGAACUCGUUACCUGUAUAACAGACACCUGUCCACACACUCAAUCAAACAGACUCCAACCUCUCCACAAUGGCCAAUACCAUAGAGCUGUGUAAGGACUUCAGGGAUAAAAUUGUAGACCUGCACAAGGCUGGGAUGGGCUACAGGACAAUAGGCAAGCAGCUUGGUGAGAAGGCAACAACUGUUGGCGCAAUUAUUAGAAAAUGGAAGAAGUUCAAGAUGACGGUCAAUCACCCUCGGUCUGGGACUCCAUGCAAGAUCUCACCUCGUGGGGCAUCAAUGAUCAUGAGGAAGGUGAGGGAUCAGCCCAGAACUACACGGCAGGACCUGGUCAAUGACCUGAAGAGAGCUGGGACCACAGUCUCAAAGAAAACCAUUAGAAACACACUACGCCGUCAUGGAUUAAAAUCCUGCAGCGCACGCAAGGUCCCCCUGCUCAAGCCAGCGCAUGUCCAGGCCCGUCUGAAGUUUGCCAAUGACCAUCUGGAUGAUCCAGAGGAGGAAUGGGAGAAGGGCAUGUGGUCUGAUGAGACAAAAAUAGAGCUUUUUAGCCUAAACUCCACUCGCCGUGUUUGGAGGAAGAAGAAGGAUGAGUACAACCCCAAGAACACCAUUCCAACCGUGAAGCAUGGAGGUGGAAACAAUUCUUUGGGGAUGCUUUUCUGCAAAGGGGACAGGACGACUGCACCGUAUUGAGGGGAGGAUGGAUAGGGCCAUGUAUCGCGAGAUCUUGGCCAACAACCUCCUUCCCUCAGUAAGUGCAUUGAAGAUGGGUCGUGGCUGGGUCUUCCAGCAUGACAACGACCCGAAACACACAGCCAGGGCAACUAAGGAGUGGCUCCAUAAGGAGCAUCUCAAGGUCCUGGAGUGGCCUAGCCGGUCUCCAGACCUGAACCCAAUAGAAAAUCUUUGGAGGGAGCUGAAAGUCCGUAUUGCCCAGCGACAGCCCCAAAACCUGAAUGAUCUGGAGAAGGUCUGUAUGGAGGAGUGGGCCAAAAUCCCUGCUGCAGUGUGUGCAAACCUGGUCAAGACCUACAGGAAACGUAUGAUCUCUGUAAUUGCAAACAAAGGUUUCUGUACCAAAUAUUAAGUUCUGCUUUUCUGAAAUACUUAUGUCAUGCAAUAAAAUGCAAAUUAAUUACUUAAAAAUCAUACAAUGUGAUUUUCUGGAUUUUUGUUUUAGAUUCCGUCUCUCACAGUUGAAGUGUACCUAUGAUAAAAAUUACAGACCUCUACAUGCUUUGUAAGUAGGAAAACCUGCAAAAUAGGCAGUGUAUCAAAUACUUGUUCUCCCCACUGUAUCUUAAAUGGUCGCAUUUUCAUGACUUUGAUGAUGCAAAUUUGAGGCUCAUUCUUAGCCUACAAAACAAGGAAUACAGAAAUAAAGUUGACGUGUCACUUGCACAUCGUAUUAUAAUAAAAUAAUGCCAUUGCGUUUAUUCAAAGCAACUUAGUCAUGAUGUGUGCAUACAUUUUACAUAUGAGUAAUCCCGGGAAUCGAACCCACUAUCCUGGUGUUGCAAGUGCCAUGCUCCACCAACUGAGCUACAGAGGACCACAUAAUCAUGUGGUCACAUGAGCUAAGAAUGAACACAUUCCACAUACAAUAUGUACAUUGUAGAUCUACACAAGAUGAGAAGUCCUGUGUUGAGAUCAGUCAUGUAGAGCUGACAGAUGGAUAGAUAUUGUCUGUUUUUCUCAUAUUUGCUUUAUGUACAAAAAAAUGCGAUAGGAAAGGAUUCAUUACAGAAAGAGACAUGGCAUAGGCUAGACCUAACAUCAAACAGAUGAAUGUUAUGUACUCAAUAUUACACAGUCCCUGAACAGAACAUCAUCAGUCCUCAUCAGCAGCCCAUGAAAUGGUCUCUGACUCAUCUCUUCUGUGUGUGUGUGUGUGUGUGUGUGUGUGUGUGUGUGUGUGUGUGAGAGAACAGGGAGUGGAUUCUCUGGUCCUGGAGAGUGUGAUGUUUGCCAUCCUGGCGGAGAGAGCACUGGGGCCACGGCUCUAUGGAAUCUUCCCUGAGGGACGCCUGGAACAGUACCUGCCGGUACGCGCACACACAAGAAUAAUAAAACCAAGAGAAAAUAUUAUAAUAGCCAGACAUUGCAACUUUUGUUGUCUGCUACGUAGUCACACGUUCAUAACUGGUAUUCAUAGCUGACUUUGAAAAGUAUUUUAAUAAAGUACGACUGGAAUUUAUAUAUAAAUGCCUGGAAUAUUUCAAUUUUGGAGAAUCUAUUAUACAAUGGGUUGAAGUUAUGUAUAGUAACCCAAGGUGUAAAAUAUUAAAUAAUGGCUACUGUCAGAGUAAAACAAGGUUGUCCACUAUCGGCAUAUCUAUUUAUUAUGGCCAUCGAAAUGUUAGUUAUUAAAAUCAGAUCCAACAAUAUUAAGGGGCUAAAAUUCCAGGGCUUAAAAACAAAGGUGUCAUGGUACGCUGAUGAUUCAUGUUUUCUUUUAAAUCCACAAUCUGGAUCCCUCCACAGCCUCAUAGAGGAUGUAGAUACUUUUUCUAACCUCUGGAUUACAACCAAAUGUUGUUAAGUGUACUAUAUUACAUUUACAUUACAUUUACGUCAUUUAGCAGACGCUCUUAUCCAGAGCGACUUACAGUUAGUGAAUACAUAUUUUUUUUUUUUUAUACUGUCCCCCGGUGGGAAACGAACCCACAACCCUGGCGUUGCAAACGCCAUGCUCUAUCAACUGAGCUACAUCCCUGCCGGCCAUUCCCUCCCCUACCCUGGACGACGCUGGGCCAAUUGUGCGCCGCCCAUGAGUCUCCCGGUCACGGCCGGCUGCGACAGAGCCUGGAUUACGUAUUGGAUCACUAGAAAAUACAACUUUGACAUUACUGUGUAGUUUACCAAUAACAUGGUCUGACGGUGAUGUGGACAUAUUCGGUAUUCCUAUCCCGAAAGAAAUGAUCUCACUACAAUACAUUUUAUUAGAAAGUUAGCAAAAAUAGAUAAGAUCUUGCUACAGUGGAAAGGAAAAUGCCUGUCUAUUUGUGGAAAAAUCACUCUGAUUUAACUCUUUAGUCAUAUCCCAGUUUACCUAUUUCCUUAUGGCCUUGCCUACACCUAGCGACUCGUGUUUUUUAAAUAUAUGAGCAAAAAAUAUUCAAUAUUAUUUGGAACGGCAAGCCAGACAAAAUUAAACUAGCCUAUAUAUAUAUAUAUAUAUAUAUAUAAUAAAUAAAUAUAAAUUCGGAGGGCAGAAAUUGUUAAAUAUUAAAGCAAUAGACCUCUCACUAAAGAUUUCAGUCAUACAAAAGUUAUACUUAAAUCCAAACUGGUUCUCUAGUAGAUUAGUAAGAAUGUCUCACCCCUUGUUCAAGAAUGGCCUUUGUCCCUUUAUUCAGAUUACAACCUCUCACUUUCGGUUAUUUGAAAGUAAAAUAAUCUAAAAAAUAUUGCUAUUCUUAAAACAAGCCAUAUAAAAUUGCUUGCAAUUUCAGUUUAAUCCACCAGGAAAAAUUGAAGAAAUGUAUGAUCUUUGUAAAUGAUAUCAUAAAUAGAACUGGUGGAGUUAUGUCACACAUGCAGCUAACAAAAAUCUAUGGAAAUGUCUGCUCUACCCAAAAUUACAACCAACUAAUUGCAACAUUACCGCAAAAAUGGAAGAGGCAAUUGGAAGGUGGAAAAAGUAUGGAACUUGUCUGUCGGCCCUGCAUUAAAGAAAAUGCUUACAGAAAGUUGUGAUAAAUAAAAAAGAAUAGCAGUUUCAUUUAAGGACCAAAAAAUUGACACCUGUGUCAUAUAGAUUGCAAAACAGUUGGGAAGACAUUUUCGAUGUACCGAUUCCAUGGCACAUGGUUUAUGAGCUGAAGCACAAAACGACGCCAGAUUAUUAUACAAAGUUCUUGCAAACAAUACAAUGUUAUAUAAAUGGGGGAUACAACCAUCCCAGCGCUGCAGAUUUUGCUGUGAAAAGACAGAAUCACCAGAUAAUUUGCUUUGGUACUGUCCAUAUGUAGCUUGUUCUUGGUCACAGGUUCAGGAAGUGAGCUAACUCUGCAAAUGGCACUGCUGGGUGAUUUGAAAAGUCAUAGUCAAUCGAUCAAUAAUAUAAUACUUUUAGCAACAAAUUUUUAUUUUAUGUACAAUCUGUAGAAACUAUGGGAAUACAAAGGUUCAGAACUUUUGUCAAACAUCAUAGCACAGUUUUUAAAAAGUAUGGCAAAUAGAAAUCAAAACUGGAUGGUGUUUCGGAAAGUAUUCAGACCCCUUGACUUUUUCCACAUUUUGUUACGGUACAGCCUUAUUCUAAAAUUGAUUAAAAUAAUUUAUUUCCUCAUCAAUCUACACACAAUACCCCAUAAUGCCAAAGCGAAAACAGGUUUUUAGAUUUUUUUGCAAAUGUAUUUAAUAUAAAAAACAGAUACCUUAUUUAAAUAAGUAUUCAGACCCUUUGCUAUGAGACUUGAAAUUGAGCUCAGGUGCAUCCUGUUUCCAUUGAUCAUCCUUGAGCUGUUUCUACAACUUGAUUGGAGUCCACCUGUGGUAAAUCCAAUUGAUUGGACAUGAUUUGGAAAGGCACACACCUGUUUUAUAUAAGGUACCACAGUUGACAGUGCAUGUCAGAGCAAAGACCAAGCCAUGAGGUCGAAGGAAUUGUCCAUAGAGCUCCGAGACAGGAUUGUGUCGAAGCACAGAUCUGGGAAAUGGUACCAAAACAUUGAUGCAGCAUUGAAGGUUCCCAAGAACACAGUGGCUGCCAUCAUUCUUAAAUGGAAGAUGUUUGGAACCACCCAAGACUCUUCCUAGAGCUGGCCGCCUGGUCAAACUGAGCUCCAGAUUUCCUCUUUGGAGAUGGGAGAACCUUCCAGAAGGACAACCAUCUCUGCAGCACUCCACCAAUCCGGCCUUUAUGGUAGUGGCCAGACGGAAGCCACUCCUCAGUAAAAGGCACACGACAGGCCGCUGGAGUUUGCCAAAAGGCACCUAAAGACUCUCAGACCAUGAGAAACAAGAUUCUCUGGUCUGAUGAAUCCAUUAGGGGAACAUAAAAAAGGAAAAUAUAUACAGUACCAGUCAAACGUUUGGACACACCUAGUCAUUCAAGGGUGCAAAGCUGUCAUCAAGGCAAAGGGUGGCUAUUUGAAGAAACUCAAAUAUAAAAUGUAACACUUUUUUCGUUACUACAUUAUUUCAUAGUUUUGAUGUCUUCACUAUUAUUAUAUAUAAAGAAAAACCCUUGAAUGAGUAGGUGUGUCCAAACUUUGGACUGGUAGUGUAUAUACACCAAUAAUACAACUUAUGAAUGCGUCAUGAGUUUAGUUCAACUGUAGUACCCUAUCAGAACCCCAAAUAAAAUAUUUCUUUACACCAUUGUUUAUAAACAAUGUAAUUGUAAACAAACACUGUAUACCCUCGAAACAUGGUUAAAACUAUAAUCUCAUGAAUGGUCAGUCCUUGCAUCUGUACCUCUGUCUAUGAAUUUAAGGGUGGUUACAUUUCUCCAGCCCCAUCCCUUAGCUGUUUACCAAAUUUGUGGUGGGAAUACCCCUUUGUUAUUGUUUGCACUGCAGAGUGCCCCUUUAAAAACAGUAGCUGUUAGUUUAACAAUGUACAAUAUUAGUUACCACCUGAGCGUCGCUAUAUUGAUCAAUCAGUUUGAAAUGGAAUCCAUUCGCGAGUGCUUCCAGAAUGCAUGAUGUUGACAGGUCUUCUCUCUCUGACCAUCAUGUUACAUGUCCUUUCUACUUUCUGGCAAAGCCCCAAAUAGCUUUGACAUUUGCAAACUGUCCGUUUCAAUCGUGUUUGAAAGUAUCUCUCUGCAUAUGUGUUUUUCACUAGUCACUGUGAGCUAAAUAGACACAUACUGUAUACAGACUCACUUUCACAUUCCAUGUUUAGAGAGAAAUGUCUGCAUAUCCAAUUUUGUCUUAUGGAUAUUUUACCACGCACACACAGACAUACGCACUUGUCAUACACUACCGUUCAAAAGUUUGGGGUCACUUAGAAAUUUCCUUGUUUUCGAAAGAAAAGCAAUUUUUCUCUGACACUGCCCAAUGUUUUGCGGGUACUAUUUAAUUAAGCUGCCAGUUGAGGACCUGUGAGGCGUCUGUUUCUCAAACUAGACACUAAUGUAUUUGUCCUCUUGCUCAGUUGUGCACCGGGGCCUCCCACUCCUCUUUCUAUUCUGGUUAGAGGCAGUUUUCGCUGUUCUGUGAAGGGAGUAGUACACAGCGUUGUAUGAGAUCUUCAUUUUCUUGGCAAUUUCUCGCAUGGAAUAGCCUUCAUUUCUCAGAACAAGAAUAGACUGACGAGUUUCAGAAGAAAGUUAUUUGUUUCUGGCCAUUUUGAUCCUGUAAUCGAACCCACAAUUGCUGAUGCUCCAGAUACUCAACUAGUCUCAAGAAGGCCAGUUUUAUUGCUUCUUUAAUCAGCACAACAGUUUUCAGCUGUGCUAACAUAAUUGCAAAAGGGUUUUCUAAUGAUCAAUUAGCCUUUUAAAAUUAUAAACUUGGAAUAGCAAACACAACGUGCCAUUGGAACACAGGACUGAUGGUUGCUGAUAAUGGGCCUCUGUACGCCUAUGUAGAUAUUCCAUAAAAAAUCAGCCGUUUCCAGCUACAUUUUACAUUUUGGUCAUUUAGCAGACGCUCUUAUCCAGAGCGACUUACAGUUAGUGAGUGCAUACAAUUUUCAUACUGGCCCCCCAUGGGAAUCGAACCCACAACCCUGUCGUUGCAAGCGCCAUGCUUUACCAACUGAGCUACAGGAGGGCCAUUUACAACAUUAACAAUGUCUACAUUGUAUUUCUGAUCAAUUUGAUGUUAUUUUAAUGGACAAAAAAAUUGCUUUUCUUUCGAAAACAAGGACAUUUCUAAGUGACCCCAAACUUUUGAACGGUAGUGUAGGUAUGCAUUAAAAUGUAUGCAAACUCAAAUAUCGAACACAACGUACAGGUUGACAAUAACAGACAUAUCACAAUUUACAGUUUCAAGUUAGCGUCUUUGUACUGAUUGAGGGGGGACAACCGGAGCUGGGAUUUACGACUGGCGAGUGCACCUUUUCCAUAAAGGUCCAGACCUUUGGGCAGAUGUAUCAGAAAAGUCCCAUACAUUUUAACAGUGACUGUGAGUGUAAAGUCCUGUGUCUUUGUCCUAAUCUCCCAGAGCAACCGUUUGCGUACAGAGCAGCUCUUUGUUCCGGAACUGUCUGCUGAGAUAGCCUCAAAGAUGGCCCGCUUCCACAGGAUGGACAUGCCCUUUAACAAGGAACCCAAGUGGCUGUUCGGGACCAUAGGCAGGUGAGGUAGGAUAGGACUGCUCUCUCUAAGUCAAAGCCUACACCAAGUAUUGACUGAGGAGUACUGUAAAAAUUUGAAUUUGAUGUAACCGUUUGCAAGUAGUACUUUUCAUCAGCUUUUCAUAAUGCUCUGUCUGGUGUUGUCUCAGGUACAUGGAUCAGGUGAUGAACUUGAAGUUUGCCCGCGAGGCUCACGUCAAGAAAUACAACAAGCUGAUUAAGUACGACCUCCCGGCAGAGCUGGAGAGUCUCCGGUGAGUUAGGAGAUGCUGGGGAAGGGCAUGGCUGGAAUGGACAAUGAUCUGGCAGGGGAGAUGUCUGGGAAUGGCAAGGCAAUGGGAGGAGAGGAGGUGGAAAUGGCUGGGGACAAUAAUGCUAUGGCAGGGGAGCUAAAGGAAAAAAACAGGAAUGUUUAGGGAAGGCAGGAGCGUUGGGACAUCCACGUCACAAUAGACCUCUCUCUUUCUCUCCACCACACACACAUAAAGACACACACACAUCAUACACAACAUGAACUAUCUCUUUCACAUCCACAAACAUGUUACUCUCUCUAAUAAAUAUGUAGUGUUCUCUCUGCAGCCUGUUAGAAAGUUGACCUCUCCCCCAGUGCCUUUCUCUGACACUGCCCAAUCAGGAGACUGUAGCUUCCUGUGACCCUACACACACACACACACACACACACACACACACACACACACACACACACACAGACCAGCAGUGUGUGUGCCCCAUAGAGAUAGUUAGAGAAGGAAGCAACUUUGUAUCUGGCUUAUUAUGCGUCUGUCAGAGCAUGGGCAGCGCCAUGGAGGCCAUCUCCAUUUUGAAGUAGUCCAUUUUCUUCUACUACUUCUAUGAGUUGGUAAACCAACUGAAAGGGUGCAUACUGCCACCUGAGGGGUAUACUAUGUACCAGGUUUGAGGAGUUAGUGAGGUAACAUUGGUCAACUCUGAGUUCAACUCAAGAUAACCGGUCAUACGAAAUGGCUCACCUUUUAGCCAGGUACAUUUCAACAUUUAUCCUGAAUGAAGUGUCUGAGCCAUGAGUUGAGGACUAAUGAAAUCAGAUACCUUCCCCUCUGGCAAAGAUUGCAUCAUCAUCCCCUUCAUUUGAGGAAGACGACUGAUCAAAUAUUUUAUUAAUAAAAUAAAAAAUCACAUUACACAUUUAGUAAUAACCAUUUGCUUUCCAAACUGUACAUUUUUUGCACGAUUGUACUUAGACAUUAGCAAAAGGCAAACUGACAGCCACAACCAACCAUAGACAUAUAAUUAUAGAUGGCAGUUUCCAUUCAACUCAAGACUGGCAGCCUUUGCUAGUGUACCCAUGAGUUUAACAGUCAAAUGAAGGUUCCAAAACCCUUCUAUGGAUUAUAUGUCUAUGACCACAACACAAUAAGAUGUUCCAAAGAUAGAAGAAGGAGCAAUAGGAGUGGGAAAAAGGUGCUCAUUGUUUGAUAAGCACACCAAAGACGGCAUUAACAAUAAAUAAGGACGGCACAUAAAAGCCUAUUUUACACCAUAGCCUGCUGAAUUAGCAAAAUAACUUUUCUUUAAUUUUGAUAUCUGCACAAAUGAAAAUGUGGCACUGACUCGCCCAUGGAUUGACGUUUCAGCAUUGUCUCAAUGAAGAGUUUGGCGUUUGACUAGCCAUGUGCGACAUGCACGUGCAGUUACAAGCCUGAUAGAGUUAGCGGCAGCCGGAAGAGCAAUAUCCACCGUCGUAGUACAGAUGAAGCCUGACCUGGAAUGUGAAGCUAACUGAAGCUGGCUAGCUUUAUAAAAGCCUGAGUAGAUCUAGCUUGCUUUGUAGUACACCACUCUGGAGUGUGUUGUUUGAACAGGUAUAAAGCAAAGGUUGGAAAUGUACUGCCGUUAUGGAAUGUUCGUUCACAAGUAUAAUGAAUUGGCUGAUCCUUCCUAAUGACCUGGAUGGAAUUAUUUGAUCCUUCCGUAACCCAUAGGAAGUCGAGUAAAAUACUUCAAAAUGUUGAAAGUCUUCAAUGGCUCUGCCCAUGCUCAAACGUGCUUUUGGGCACUAGAGAUGUCUAUCUAAGUCUAUGGUGUGCCCUUACUGUCUGGCAGCCAGUCCCCUACACACCUCAAGGUCGCCUGAUCUAAUAAUAAUGAUAGAUCACAUUCAUAUAGUUUUCUACUACGUCAAGGUGCUUUCAGUCAACCAGUCACAUUUUAUCACAUGCUUAACAGCAACCUGGACCAAUAUUAUACACAUCUGUACAGCUUUGUUAUAUCAUUAGUGACUCAUGGUGUAUCUACAUGUCAAUGUAGUAGCUACUAAUUGCUUUGUAAUAGUUUAGUUGUAGAGUUACUCUAAGUGUUACCACAUACAGUGCCCGCCGUAAUUAUUGGGACAGUGACCAUUUUUUGUUGUUGUUUUGGCUCUGUACUCCAGCACUUUGGAUUGUAAAUUAUACGAUAUUAAAAAAUAUCAUACCCCCCAAAAAAUGCUAACCUCCCCUGUUAUUGUAAUGGUGAGAGGUUAACAUGUCUUGAGGGUAUGAUAUUUGUGCGUCUAACAUUCUCACUCAUCAUUCAUUCAGGACUAUCUGUAAUCAUGGUAGCAUCCACAUUAAUGUAGAAGUGUUUAGAAACAUAUUCUAUUCUUAUUUACAAUAAAAGUGACUCCAACAUGACACAAUACAUUAUUUACCAUUCAUUUCUAUUGGGUACAAAAUAAUGUCAAACGCAACCAAAACAAACAGCAAAUGCAUCCAACAAGUUUGUAGAGUCAUAAGCUUGAUGUAGUCAUUGCGUGCUAGGAAUAUGGGACUAAAUACUAAACUUUUGCCUACUUGAAUACUACACACACAAGUGAAUUUGUCCCAAUACUUUUAGUCUCCUAAAAUUGGGGACUAUGUACAAAAAGUGCUGUAAUAUCUAAACGGAUAAAAAAUACCCCAAAAUGAAAGCUGAGAGUGCACUUUAACCUCAUAGUCAUUGUAUCAUUUCAAAUCCAAAGUGCUGGAGUACAGAGCCAAAACAACAAAAAAUAUGUUACUGUCCCAAUACUUACGGAGGGGACUGUAUCUACACCUACAGCCACAGCCACGGUUGCCUAAUGUUAGUGUGGUUGAGACUAUCUUCUGUAUAUCUACCUGUGAUUAUAUCAGGAGCAUAGAUCAACAUAUCUUACAGGACCUGCAUUCUGAACAUGGCUGCUCAAUCACAAAUAUCACAAUCACGUAUUUCUCUCCCUGUCAGGGAUUUGCUGUUACAACCUUCAUUUCCUAUUGAGCUACCCUUGGAGAGUCAGAGAGAGGCAUGCAGGACAUGCCAUUAUUGCACAAUCCCACUACAUAGUUACUACCCUGCUAUGCCAUGGUGUCCAGUACUCACUGCUUCCCCGUAACUACUCUACCAUCAUGAUCAUGUGCUUGAAAUAGUGAAGGGAGUAAUCGGGUCUUCCAUAUAGUAAAGGGAAUGUGUGUUAUGUAAUUCCGUAGUCUCUUUGUCUCCAAUAAAACAUAUAUUUUUAAAUAUUGUACAGGGUGAUAACAUAAAUAAUGAGCUGUUGAAAUGUACCAUAACCUCUGCCCCUUAAAGUUCACUGAAAGUUGAAGUGUGUACAUAAUAUAUUAAUGUCAUGUUCUCAUGAGAUAAAACAGUUCUCCCUCUCUGACAGCGUGUUGUUGGCAGCGACCCCAUCUCCAGUGGUGUUCUGUCAUAAUGAUGUGCAAGAAGGUAAAGGUCUAUCUUUGUGCUCUCUUCCCUUCACUCUAUCUACCCAUCUCUCUCUCUCUCUCUCCCCUCAUUGUCUUUCUCUCUCCCCUCUAACCAUAUUAACUUUAAACCUCCCACCUCUAAUUUGGGCUGCUUGACCCUCCCCCUGACUCAACAGUGGAUGUCCGUCACUUCCUGCAAGGACAGGAUAUUACAUAAGUUCGAGAAAGAAGGGGUGGAGGGUAUCUAUUUUUAGAGACUGAUCACAUUCGUAUGCAACAUACCCUCAGGCAAGUCAACCAAUAGAGUAGAUGGUAGAGGUGGUGGCCGUAGAUUGCCUAUGUAUACUUACAGUUGACUCCUGAAGUGCACAUCAGGACACACUCUGAAUGUACAGUGCUAUUGAACUCUCGAGGGGGAAGUGGGAGUGUUGUAACCUCCUGUCUCUCGUCCUCAGGUAACAUUUUGAUGCUGGAGGACAGAGACCGCACCUCCUCUGGGAAACUCAUGCUCAUAGACUUUGAGUACAGCAGCUACAACUACAGGUAAAGGCCUUUGUAUACAUAAACACUCAAUUAAAACUAGGGCUGUCAAAAAUAGCGCGUUAACAACGUUAAUUAGUUGUUUGCUGUUAAUUACGUCAAUUUUUUUAACGCAUUUCACGCAUGCGCAGUGUGACAAAUUAUUCAGGUCAGGAAAGUGGUUGGGAGCUAGAGGCGAGAUGGAGCAAGGUGAGCAAAGUGGGCCUAUUGACGGAUUCAAAUAUAAAAAGAAUGAUGAUGGUACAGUUAACAAGUACAAGGUUAUUUGCAAGAUUUGUAAGAAGGAGUUUCAAUUUCACCGGAGCUGUUCAAGCUUGAAGUACCAUGUCAACGCCAAACAUGCGUUUGCUGGGCCGUCAGAUUCAGCAAGUGGUUUGCGCCAGACCACGCUGAAUGUUUGCAGGCAAUUAACAAAAUCAACCUCAGAUAAUUUGACCAACACAAUAGCAAAAUGGAUUGCAAAGGAUUGUAGACCCAUUAGCAUUGUAGAAGACUCAGGUUUCCUUGAUGUUUUGCAAGUGGCGUCUCAAGACUCAUUCUAUAAGCCACCGUCAAGAGCCACAGCCAAAGACAAAUAUUAUGGUGUGUAGUAUGUUUCAGCUUGAUUUAAAACACCAUUAUUUGGCUGUGUUAAUAAACAGACAUAAUAUGUAAAUUAUGUAUCUGUGUCCUGUUAUUUUAUCUUUUGGUAUGCAUUUCAGAAAAAAAAUGGUUAGGAUUCAGGUGUAAUUGCAAAUAGUGAUUAAUCAUGAUUAAUCCACUGAAAAUUCUGAUUAAUUUGAUGAAAAAUUUUAAUCAUUUGACAGCCCUAAUUAAAACUACAGGUAAAAGGGUUAUAACCACACACACUCAGCUACAACUACACAGGAAUGCUUAUAGCCCCAUAUACUGUACAUCAAUUACAUUUACAGUUUAGUCAUUUAGCAGACGCGCUUAUCCAAUGCAACUUACAGGAGCAAUUAGGGUUAAGUGCCUUGCUCAAGGACACAUCAACACAUUUUUCACCUAGUCGGCUCCAAGAUUCGAACCAGCGACCUUUCGGUUACUGACCCAAUGCUAUUAACCACUAGGCUACCUGCCGCCAAUCAAAGGCACAAACAGCUUGGUGGUAACAGCAUUGAUUAAAGUAUGUCUCUACAAGUAAAAGGGACAGGUCUAAGUACUAUGCUAUCCAUAUGUAGCGGCGAUUGUCUCAAUUUCUUUAUGAUUGUCAUCUUAGAUUGUGCUGCAAUGUGUUUGUUGUUUGUUUAGGGGUUUUGACUUUGGGAACCACUUCUGUGAGUGGUGCUAUGACUACACAUACAACCAGUGGCCCUUCUACAAGUGUACACCUGACAACUACCCCAGCAGAGAACAACAGGUGACUACAACCUCUACCACACCUAUUGUAUAUCAAAAUACCCUCCAACAUCAUGCAAACACAGUGGCCGAGUGCGAAUACCCAUGCUAGCGUACUACAUACUUAAACUGCAUACUAUGUACUCAUUCUCGCAUACUAUUUAACAGGUAUCGUUUAGUAAAAAGUAUGCAGUAUGCCACGGCCGUAACGCAGUAGUGGCUCCUGACUGUUUGAGUAGGUGGGAUAGGGCAGAGUGCUGGUGGACUUUUCCAAAUUCGAUAGACAUGCAUCGCAUUAACCAGUCUGAUAAUAGCUCAUUUCCAAUUCGAUACAUUUCUGUAAACUCUGAAUAGAAUAGGAAGAGUUAUAUGCCUACUCAGGCUGGUUAUAGGCAUCACAUUCAACCUAUACCAUAGCCCAUCUAUCCUAUUUAAAAAGAACUGAAGACUGAAACAGAUAAUUUGGUUCCAUUUCAACAUGAUUUAUUAGUGAAACCAAAGUGCUGUAACAUAUAUAAAUUAAAUCAAAUAGCCUAGUACACACACCAACACUUUUUAAAUGUUCAAAUCAAAAGGCUAUUGCACAGAACAAUGUGGACAGUCAGGUGAAUCGCUAAUUCAGAACCGCUGGACAGCAACAUAAUACACUAAAGCACUGAUUAUUGGGAUCAGAAUGACUGCUAAGGCAUGAUCCAUAAAUUAAAUAAUUAAAUGGGUAGCCUAGCCUACAAAACUAAAACAAUCCAUAUGUUCAAAUCAAAACGCCUGAUUACCAUGACAUCAAUAACGCAGCCAAAUCCUGAGUCCCGGGGCCGACACAUUCAGAAAUCAAAAGAUGGUUUUGCAUUUAGUUUAAAAGCUCUGACGAAGGCCAAGAGAACAAGAAACACUUUUCAAAGCCGAAAUGAGUAUGACAUCCGGGCAUUUAAAGUGUGGCAUUUCUAAAUGUGGCAUACUAUUAAACUUUCUAUUUUCGCAUACUCAAACGGCCUACUAUUUAGGACGCAAGUAUGGGUAUUUGGACACAGCCACUUUCUCUCAUGCAUACUUCUUCUCCCCAUUAUCACACUCUCCCUUUUCUCCCUAUGAACUAUCAGUAUGACAUUUCUCUCUUGACUUUCUUCUGGUAGGAGUGUGAUGCAAAGGUUAGCAUCCAUACAAAGGAAUGCAGUUAAGGUGAAUUUUAGGUAAAGUGAUAAUUUCUAGAUCAAUGGGCGCGUUCGAGCAGAUCCAUUUUGUCUAUUUGGUUACCAUCGUUAGUCACCGCCUUUUAAAAGUGUGUUGUAUUAUGGGGAUAAAAAUUGUCUGACUUGUACCUACAUGUCAACUGCACAUGUUUUUUGUAAAUGUUUUUGAUGAAGUCGCCUUCAAGUUGCUGCAGUUGCUUCUCACCAACUGCACCGUACAGCCAUCGCCUGGCUAGUGAGAGGCACUAUUUGUCAAUCAAUAAUUAGAUUGUGGUUGACCCAUGCAAACAUUACCUGACUGAAACAGGAACCAACUUUGCCGUUAUUCUAAAGGUACAGGGGAUACAAAUUAGUGUGAUAUUUGAGAUCUCUCUCUAACCAAUUAAUUGUACACUUAAGUUUUCAGUUUGUGAGUGUGUGAUAUAGGGAUAUAAAAACUUUUAUUACGACAUUAAUAAAGAAAAACCUUUAAACAAUAGCAGCUAUGUUAACACUGCCAUGUUGAUAUGAGCCUUGCAAUUGGAAAACCACUACAGUGUCCGACUUUCAGCUGUCGCAGAUGCACCUGCCCCGACUUCACUCAUCAACUGUCUACAGUCGGCUUCGUUAGCCUACUCAAACAUACCCAUUGUCUGUCAUCAGUCACUAUGACAUGUUCAUGAUUCCACCACAGAAAUCCUUACGAUGAGCACAACAUGUCACGUUCACUGUUGGUAUCCCAAUCUUACAGCAUUAUUCAAAUAAACACACUGUAGCUAGUGUAACUUUUUUAACCAACCACACUACCAGUAGCCUCAGUGUAUAUCUAUUUUUCCUCAGUGUGUGACGUACUGUAUGUCUGUCCAGUCUUUUUCUGACCACAUCUAGUGGAAACAAAACUAUGCAUGCACAUUUCCAGAACUCAUGAAGUCAGCUGGUCUAAUACAAUGACACAAUUGCCAAUGCAUUAUUUUCAAGUUAUUGAUACAAGCCAGGGAACUUCAUUUAUAGAUUAAGUCUAUGUGGCGUCCCUCUUCUCUGAGCGAGUGUGUUUAUCUCUGCAGCUGCAUUUCAUCCGUAACUACCUGGUGGAGACGGGAGGCUAUUCAGAGAGCACCAUGCACGAGGACCAAGCUCGAAUAGAGCAGCAGAUGCUGAUCGAAGCCAAUCGGUAGGACACAGACUUCUACCACAGAUUAAUCCAAAAUGGACAGUUCACUCAUAAAUCAAAGAUUGAUUUUCUAACCUUAAAAGUAGUCUACAAUAUGUGCUCUGUUUUGUAAUAAUAAUCAUAAUUGAUUGGAUUUAUAUAUCGCUUUUCCACCUAGGUGUUCAAAGUGCUUUACAUAAUAAGAGGGAAAACUCACCUUUACCACCACCAAGGUGGUGCUUGCUUUUGAAAAUGUCUAACCAGCAUUGAUUUUGGUAUGAAAUGUUCACUGCUACUGUAUCCACAUGUACAGUAAGUAGCCAGUCCGUUGGCAGUUAAUUUAGGGUUGAGUGAUUUUUCCACAGGUUUGCCCUGGCAUCUCACUUCCUCUGGGGCCUGUGGUCUAUCAUUCAAGCCACGAUAUCCAAGAUCGAGUUUGGAUACAUGGUAAGUACAUUAGUAGACUUUACUUCACAUGGUGAGAUAGACUUCACCUCACUAGAAUGAAACAAUACAAUAGAGCUUCAGCAUACUGGAACAUCGAUUAAUGUCAUCCGCAUGACAUUGUAGGUGUUUUAUGGUCACUCCCCCUGUCUCUCUGUUUAUUUGCGGAGUGAGUUGUUCUAUGACCUGGAUAAACAGUGCUUCCAAAACACAUGAUCCGUCUCAAAGUUUACACCUGUUCAUUUGACUUCUGUCGUUUCAGGACUAUGCCCAGUCUCGAUUUGAUGCCUACUUCAAGCAGAAAAAGCUAUUUUCCUAA